AAGAAAAGGAAGGCCAGUCGCCAAUGUUCCAGCUGACAGCCACCCCAGCCAGUGGCCUUUCGGAUGAGCCCGUGCACAUCCGAGCGACAGGCCUGCCUCCGUUGCAGCUGGUGACCCUCACGGCAUCUCUGAAGGAUGAGAAGGGAAACCUCUACCAGUCCAAAGCCUUCUACAGGGCUGACGAGGCUGGGGAGCUGGACCUGAAGCAGGCUCCUUCAGUGGGAGGCGACUAUGUGGGGGUCCAUCCCAUGGGCCUCUUCUGGUCUCUGAAGCCUGAGAGGCCUUUUGGGAGGCUGCUGAAGAGGGAUGUGAACAGCCCCUUUUUGGUCACUCUGGACUUAUACGACUCAGUUUGCUCCCAAGAUCCAGCCCCGGCUCAGCCCCGGGCCAGCCAGGUGGUGCAGCGCUGGUUCUGUCGCCCCGGGACGCAGCGGGUGCCCAUCCGAGAAGGCCGCGUGCGGGGAGCCCUUUUUCUCCCUCCAGGGGAAGGCCCUUUCCCAGGAAUCAUGGAUUUGUUUGGGGGUGUGGGGGGUCUAAUUGAAUUCCGAGCCAGCCUGCUGGCUGCCCAUGGCUUUGCAGUCCUGGCAUUGGCAUACUUUGCCUAUGAAGACCUGCCCAAGCUACUGCAGGAGGUGGACCUGGAAUAUUUUGAGGAAGCUGCCAACUUGCUACUAGCUCAUCCCAAGAUCCGAGGGCCAGGCAUCGGAGUGCUUUCUGUGAGCAAAGGUGCAGAGAUCGGGCUGGCCAUGGCCUGCUUCCUGAAGCAGGUGGUAGCCGCCGUCUGCAUCAACGGGCCUAAUGCCGUCUAUGACUUCCCGUUCCGGUACAGGGGUCUGGUUCUGUCACCCAUCCCCUCGUUUCUGGAGCGCAUGCAGGUGCACGUCUCCGGGGCUGUGAGCCUCCGCCACUUCAGGGGGGACCCCCGGGAGGAGCUGAAUCAGCGGAGCGUGUUUCCUGUUGAAAAGGCCCGGGGUCAGAUCCUCUUCGUUAUAGGAGAGGAUGACCAGUCGAUCAACAGCAAAGAGUAUGCUGAGCAGGCCCUGGAGCAGCUGCAGAGCCACGGGAGAAGCAAUGGAAGGAUGCUGGUCUACCCGGGGGCAGGCCACCUUCUAGAGCCGCCCUAUGCACCCCUGUGCUAUGCUUCCCGUAUUUACUCUGUUUCCGCUUCCGCUUCCGGGAAUCACCCCUUUGCCAGUUCCCGUAAUUACUCCAUUUCUCAACCCCUGCUCUGGGGAGGGGACCCUGCUGCGCAUGCGGCAGCCCAGGAGCACGCCUGGGGAGAGAUCCAGAAAUUCUUCAGGCAACACCUCACUCAAACCAGAAGCCAGCUCUGAGCAAGGGCUGAGGCUGAGAUGGAGGAGGGAGAGAAAAAGGAGGAUGAGGCAGGGAUGUGGUGAGGAGAGGGGCCCUUCAGAUUGCUCUAUAUUCACAGUCACCUUGAAUGAACUGCAAGAAAACUGGACGAAACCAAAGGUCUAGGUGCAUCUGAAGUAUUUAUGACAAAUUUGUAUGUACUUUGAAUUUUUGUAAAUUGAAUAUUAGUUUAUAUGCACCAGGAAAUGUUGCUAUUUCAAUGCAAACUGAAUAAUCUUUUGUACCCCAGUUAGGGAUACCUUGAAUCCAGGUAUUGCCAAUCUAGGUAAAUUCCCUGGAACAUCCAAGUUACUUGUAGAAAUACAUUUUCUGUUUAAACUAUUUUGAGUUGAGUUUCUGACAUUUGAUAUGCAAAGUUCUAAUAUCACUAUCAAGUGUAAUGCUUGCUAUAGAUUUCCAGUUGAUACUUUAAUUUUUUUUUUUUUAGA
This is a messenger RNA of Eptesicus fuscus (big brown bat), 1802 nucleotides long. It is a transcript of the gene BAAT, whose product is annotated as bile acid-CoA:amino acid N-acyltransferase. The record is from RefSeq and is a predicted model, not a curated record. Gene Ontology annotation, cellular component: peroxisome. NCBI's taxonomy places the organism in Eukaryota, Metazoa, Chordata, Mammalia, Chiroptera, Vespertilionidae. The transcript is spliced from 4 exons. Bases 24 to 1334 code for a protein of 436 amino acids. Gene Ontology annotation, biological process: fatty acid metabolic process; acyl-CoA metabolic process. Gene Ontology annotation, molecular function: fatty acyl-CoA hydrolase activity.